AUGGCACCCGUCUUGAUGCAUCUAUAUCAUUCCCAACCCAUCCCUCGAUCAUCUGAAAACGCCCAUGCAUCUUCUAUGCAAGCCUCACGAUACAUUGGUAGCAAGGCACUGCUUCAGCUUUUUGCAGGCACAGUGUUAUUUUUUAUUGUUUCGGUUCUCUUCUGGAAACUUGCGAAGUUCUCUCGUUUUCUCACCCAGGGAAAAGUGCUUAAGAAAGGAAACAAAACUACUACACGCUAUAGCAGGACUUGGUAUGGUUGGGUUUCAGCAAAAAGACACGAGGAGAACAAAGCGCUAGCACGGAAAUGUCUGCAAAAGCUCUAUAAUUGCGCAGUCUGGAGAUCGUCGAGUGUUGACUACCACUGGGUUUGGUGGGAUCCUGGACAGAAAAUGCAGAAGAGGUUUUGCGAAGAAAGGAGGCACCUGCGAUGGUUACCGACCUGGUUCAAGAGCUAUAGCUACAUUGCUGCUGAUACAAUAUGGAACCCAGGGCCCCCUUCCCGCCACAGCAACACUACUACGUCGGAUUUUUGCAGUGGAUAUGCUUCUCUCAGAGCUAUGACCGGGGCGCUUUCGAAAAGCCACACACCUGGAUCUAUUACAAGUCGAACAAUCUACUAUGCACUUGGAGCAAGCAAUAUAACGAGCUCGUCUAGCCAAUCGCUUUUUCAGCGUGGCUGUCGGCGACCGUCAACGAGAGUAAAGGCAAACCAGAGCCGCCAGUAUCGAAGCGAAUGCAUAAGAAAGUGCACGUUCGAACGGGGGCAUCUCAAACACACGAGCAACAUCGAUACGCAUCAACACCAGUCACACUUUUUCUCCAGCACCAGUGUCAUGCGCUCGGAUUUGGCAGGUCGUGGCACGGAAAAUACACGCAGUCUGUCGCUUCCAUGCCUCUUCAGCCAGAAGUAUGAAAGUACGCUCGUCUCCAAGGCGUCACACAGCGCCAAGCCAAGUUUUACAAAAGGCAGACUAGAGGCAGCGAACAAGCCCCGAGAUUUUCGCAAGCUUCAAGUCUGGUCUGCUCGGAUGGCACUGCAACCGUCCCGAUAUACAGAGCUUCUAGGACCACCUGCAGGGACUCCGCGAUCUGGGCUUUCUGCCACCAGUUCGUCCGAUCAGACGCCUGUAUCAAUACCAACCCAAACAGGGUGCAAGGAGGCGAUCUCAACGAAAUGCAGCACAUUAGUCCUUAACCAUUCUAGCAAACAUAAUCAUGUCAAGAAUGUGGAAGUAGCGGGGAGUGUUAAUCAUGCUGCUGGUUCAGCUAUGCGAUACCCUGCAGCCCCUGCAUGUAGUCGAUCAAGCUUACCAUGUCGUCUAGAGGCCUGCCACCGUACUGCAUUGGGUUCGGAACAAGGAAGGGAACCAGAUCGUUGCACGCGACAGAAGAAGUUACUGUGCAUCCAUCGCUCUAAAACAAAGGAGGCCCGGGAGAGAAAGAAGCGGGAAUUGAAAGGACUUCUGGAAGGGAUAGUUCCUAUUAGCGAGCUAAGUCGUUGGGAGAUACAGUUCAUAGACGGACUGGACCGGAAACUGGAGUGGCUCUACAACCAGCUUUGUCCAGGCCGGAGACCCUACCAUUUCGCUUUGCUUGCAAAUCACUGGCUCAAUAUAGAAACCUGGCUUGUAAUCGACCCACCUACGCGAAUCUCUAUCGACGCCAGAAGGCGACUGGGGGAUCCAAGGUUCAACUCGCCAUACCCCAACCCAGACUGGAGCGCGAAACCAAAGUACCCAAGAGUGUCACGCAAAGCAGUCUAUACGCCUAAAAUCAACUCAUGGAGACUAGCUGUUAAUCGACACAGAAAAGCGUCUGAAUUACGUGACAUGGUCAAGACAAUCAGAUUUUACCACGAUUCGACAGAUGAUCUCCCGGACGGUAAAGUUGACCCAUCCUGCUGGAUGCUUCGCAGACCCCCGCAAGGACCGUCCAUGACAGCUCGACAAAGGCAAAUGUAUUAUGAAGGGGGGGCAGGAUGGCAAGAGACAUUCGAUGAUUGGCAAAAGAUCCGCCAUGGCUAUCUGAUUCGGAAAGCCAUCCACGAAGGCAGGGCUAACAGAACAAGAGCAAGAGAAAUUGCCAGAGCGAUCAGUCGGUGUUCUCAUAUGGCAACGACAAAAGGCUCCUGAUCUGCAAAUGACUUUCAUGUCUGGUCUGCUGACAGCACAGCACGGGUUUGGCAGGAGUUGUGUGGCUGCUCUGCAAGCAGUUCGGAUGUGUCUAGAGCGGGUAUAUAUCGGUAUGAAAAGUGCGAUGUACGGAACAGAUAACAUGAUCCAGCCGCUUUAUAGCCUAUCUGUAUUGUUAGGCUGCCUUCUGGCGCUGCCCUCGGUUCCCAACAACCGUCUAUCCUUACAAAUAUGAAAGAUGCCAUCAAAUGCCAAGUCUCUGAAAUCGAAUUGAAUCUUGUGCCCUAGGCUUAAAUAAAGAACAUGGUAAAUAGCGAGGCGAACAAUGCAGUCAUAGUGUCAUUCCCCAGUUGCCGAAAACUCCGGUAAUCCUUUCCGUGCCUUCCACGAGGCUUCUUAUAGAGCAUCGCGGCAGACACAGCGUGUGGUGUAUAGUACAGUUGAAUAAUGCAGGUACAAAUAUGUAAAAGGCGAUUGCCAGCUUCCCAACACAGUCUGCGUGUAUAAGCUGUUUAGAAACCCGGAGGGUUCACUCUCUGGCUGACACGGGUCCACUUGGGUAGCUCUGGAA
Messenger RNA from Aspergillus welwitschiae, 2704 nucleotides. RefSeq lists its product as uncharacterized. Lineage: Eukaryota; Fungi; Ascomycota; Eurotiomycetes; Eurotiales; Aspergillaceae. The record is from RefSeq and is a predicted model, not a curated record. The transcript has a single exon. Bases 1 to 2133 code for a protein of 710 amino acids.